Oldenlandia corymbosa var. corymbosa is the source of this 3171-nucleotide messenger RNA. The record is from the annotation of a GenBank genome assembly. Lineage: Eukaryota; Viridiplantae; Streptophyta; Magnoliopsida; Gentianales; Rubiaceae.
AUGGGAGACCUGACUACGUGGGUGUCUGACAAGUUGAUGACCCUUUUGGGUUACUCAAAGCCUGCUGUUGUUCAAUAUGUCAUCAGUAUAUCUAAAAAGUCGUCUUCGCCAGCCGAACUGGUGAACACACUAGUGGAUUUGGGGUUAUCAUCCUCCAGUGAAACUAAGGCCUUUGCACAACAAAUGUUUUCUCGAGUUGAUCAUAAGGCAUCUGGUCCCAAUCUUUAUCAGCAGAGAGAAAGAGAGGCGGCAUUGCUAGCUAGGAAGCAAACAACAUAUACUAUCUUGGAGGACGAUGAUGAGGAUGAUGAUUCUGGAGGUGCUGUUGCCAAUACUUCUGCUCCUGCAGCAAAUCAAUCUCAAAAAGAAGAUAACCGAAGUAAAAGGUUCAGGAAGAGGACUAAGCCCGAAGAAUAUGAAGAUGAAGAUGAAGAUGAUGAGGAAGAGAUAACUAGGAAGGAAUUAAAAUCUUCGAGGAGACGAACUUCCAAGGAUGAAAGCGAUGGUUCAGAGUCUGAAGAAGAAAGAUUGCGUGAUCAAAGAGAGAGAGAAGAGUUGGAACGACACAUUAGAGAACGUGAUGCAGCCAGGACGAAAAAGUUAACUGAGCAAAGCUUAACCAAAAAGGAGGAAGAGGAAGCGAUUCGGAGAUCAAAAGCUUUAGAGAGUGAUGAAAUGGACAUGUUGAGAGUAUUUUCAAGGCAGGAAUACUUGAAGAAAAGGGAGCAAAAGAAGCUUGAAGAACUCAGGGACGAAAUUGAAGAUGAGCAAUACUUAUUUGACGGCGUAAAACUUACAGAUGCAGAAUACCGUGAGCACAGAUACAAGAAAGAAAUCUACGAACUGGUUAAGAAGCGGACUCAAGAGAGUGAUGAUGUUGAGGAGUAUAGGAUGCCUGAAGCCUAUGAUCAGGAGGGUGGCGUGAAUCAAGAUAAGAGAUUUGCUGCUGCUUUGAAGCGUUACAAGGAUACAAAUGCUUCAGACAAAAUGAAUCCAUUUGCUGAACAAGAAGCAUGGGAAGACCAUCAGAUUGGAAAAGCAACUCUGAAAUUUGGGUCAAAAAACAAAAAGCAAAACUCUGAUGAUUAUCAGUAUGUAUUUGAAGACCAAAUUGACUUCAUAAAGGCAUCAGUGAUGGAUGGCACAAAUAUUGAAGAAGAAUCAUCUGUUGAAGAAAUUGAAAAAUCAAUGGCUAAAACUGCAUUUGAAAAACUCCAGGAUGACAGGAAAAGUUUACCUGUGUUUCCAUAUAGGGAAGAACUUCUGAGAGCUGUUGAAAAUCAUCAGGUCAUUGUUAUUGUUGGAGAGACAGGUUCUGGAAAGACUACUCAAAUUCCUCAAUAUCUCCAUGAAGCAGGUUACACGAAGCGUGGGAAGAUUGGGUGUACCCAACCUCGAAGAGUUGCUGCCAUGAGUGUUGCUUCUCGAGUGGCUCAGGAGAUGGGAGUCAAACUUGGACAUGAGGUUGGGUAUUCAAUUCGUUUUGAAGAUUGCACCUCAGAAAAGACAGUAUUGAAAUAUAUGACUGAUGGAAUGUUACUGCGCGAAUUCCUCAGUGAGCCUGAUCUCGCUGGUUACAGUGUGGUAAUGGUGGACGAGGCCCAUGAGAGGACAUUGUCUACAGAUAUUCUGUUUGGGUUGGUUAAGGAUAUAGCUCGAUUUCGCCCUGAUCUCAAGUUAUUAAUUUCAAGUGCAACCCUCGAUGCUGAGAAAUUUAGUGACUAUUUUGAUUCUGCCCCGAUCUUUAAGAUUCCGGGAAGGCGAUAUCCUGUUGAGAUACAUUACACUAAAGCUCCAGAGGCUGAUUACUUGGAUGCAGCAAUUGUUACUGCCCUUCAGAUUCACGUAACUCAGCAACCUGGAGAUGGUGACAUAUUAGUUUUUUUUACUGGACAGGAGGAAAUUGAGACAGCUGAGGAGAUUUUGAAGCAUAGAACAAGAGGCUUGGGCACAAAGAUAGCAGAGCUGAUAAUCUGUCCCAUCUACGCUAACUUGCCAACAGAGUUGCAGUCCAAGAUAUUUGAACCGACUCCUGAAGGAGCACGAAAGGUGGUCCUGGCUACUAACAUUGCAGAAACUUCACUGACAAUUGAUGGCAUUAAGUAUGUUAUUGAUCCUGGAUUUUGUAAAAUGAAGUCUUACAAUCCUCGGACAGGAAUGGAGUCAUUACUGGUCACCCCCAUCUCUAAAGCAUCUGCAAAUCAAAGGGCCGGUCGAUCGGGACGCACGGGCCCUGGGAAGUGCUUUAGGUUGUAUACAGCACACAAUUACUACAAUGAUUUGGAUGAUAAUACUGUUCCAGAAAUACAGAGAACAAAUUUAGCGAAUGUUGUACUGACACUCAAGAGCCUUGGUAUUCAUGACUUGUUAAACUUUGACUUCAUGGAUCCACCACCAUCUGAAGCUUUAUUAAAAGCGCUGGAACUGCUGUAUGCACUAGGUGCACUUAACAAGCUUGGUGAGUUGACUAAGGUUGGUAGAAGAAUGGCUGAGUUUCCUCUUGAUCCCAUGCUGUCGAAGAUGAUUGUUGCAUCUGAAAAAUAUAAAUGCUCAGAUGAGAUUAUUUCUGUUGCUGCGAUGUUAUCCAUUGGGAAUUCAAUUUUCUAUCGUCCUAAGGAUAAACAAGUGCAUGCAGAUAAUGCUCGAAAGAAUUUUCACACGGGGAAUGUAGGAGACCACAUUGCACUAUUGAAGGUGUACAAUUCCUGGAAGGAAACCAACUUUUCUACUCAGUGGUGCUAUGAGAAUUACAUCCAAGUCAGAAGCAUGAAACGGGCCAGAGAUAUCAGAGAUCAAUUGGAGGGGCUGUUGGAACGGGUUGAGAUUGAAGUUACAUCAAAUGAGAAUGACUUGGAAGCUAUAAAGAAGGCUAUAACAUCUGGUUUUUUCCCCCACUCAGCCAGGUUGCAAAAAAAUGGAUCAUAUCGAACUGUGAAAUUCCCCCAAACUGUUUAUAUUCAUCCGAGCUCAGGUUUAGCUGAGGCACUUCCAAGAUGGGCUGUUUACCAUGAACUGGUAUUGACUACCAAGGAAUACAUGCGGCAGGUGACUGAGCUAAAACCUGAAUGGCUGGUCGAGAUAGCACCCCACUACUAUCAGUUAAAAGAUGUUGAAGAUCCGGGAGCGAAGAAGAUGCCUCGAGGAGAAGGCCGUGCAUCUUCAAAUUUCUAA